Lytechinus pictus (painted urchin) is the source of this 600-nucleotide messenger RNA. Its product is annotated as 3'-5' ssDNA/RNA exonuclease TatD-like. The record is from RefSeq and is a predicted model, not a curated record. NCBI's taxonomy places the organism in Eukaryota, Metazoa, Echinodermata, Echinoidea, Temnopleuroida, Toxopneustidae. Gene Ontology annotation, molecular function: hydrolase activity, acting on ester bonds.
AUGAAAGGCAUUAAGGCCCACAGCCCCCCAAACAAGAAGAGGGAUGGGUGCUGGAGGCUUGCGGUAGGGAUUCACCCUAAACAGGCUUCUCAGCAUAAAGAGGAACAGUGGGAGCGCUUAGUUGCAUUGCUUCAAAGCCUCUUAGUUGUAGAAUUAAGUGAAAUAGGCUUCGACUUUUCGGGAGACUCCCAGUGGUGGCCUGACAAGGAGGCGCUCUUUUUGCAACUCCUUGGUCAGGACACCCAAGGGAGAGUGCUCAUCCUGAGGGGUGAUUCCAAGAAAAAUAUGGCGUACGCUGUACACACUUUGGCCCGCCGGCUACUAGAAAGGCACUUCCCCCUCCAAAGGUUACACCUCCAUAAAUUCUUGAGUGAUUCGUUACAAGCCGGAAAAUGAGCCGCUGCUUUCCUACAUUGUUAUUUUGGCAUUGCUGGGAUGGCAGCUUAUUUCACAAUGGAUCAGAUUCAAGGCCUUAGGGCUGUUCCCGCGGAUCGGCUGAUUUUGGAGACUGAUGCUAUGCAUCUCCCUCCUCGCCCAGACAUGACGAUGACAGCAGGCGUCUACUUCAUGCUUCAGAAGGCUGUGACCAGUCCUAUCUAA